AUGGGAAAACCUAUAGAAUACAAACACACAUAUGAAACCGAUAGAUUUUACAUCGUAGGGAAUGGAAAAAUCAGAGUAACAAGUAAUCAAAAGACCGGAGAGAUCAUCAAAGGUGGUAUCGUCGAAAAAAUUCGUGUUGCAAAUUUGGAUAUUUACUCACCAAAUACAAAAUUAGAUUAUCGUAUUUCUGUAAACUUAGAAAGGCCGAGGGAAAUGCCGAAUGGGUCACAUAGUUUUGAGAGGAAUAAGGAUAGGUUGUGUUACACUCAUCAAAUUAUUAAGGCUGGAGCAAGAGGCUCGCAAGAAUUAACUCAUGAGUUAGAAGUGGAAUUUAUAGAUCCAAGUAUUCUAUAUGAAGAACGGCUCAAGGUUGAAAACCAACAAAAAAACCGUUAUUUUGAGAUUGUUGAACAUUUUCUCAACAAUAUCAGAGUUUUAGCUAAAAAAGUCCUUUGA
This is a messenger RNA of Funneliformis mosseae, 456 nucleotides long. The record is from the annotation of a GenBank genome assembly. Lineage: Eukaryota; Fungi; Glomeromycota; Glomeromycetes; Glomerales; Glomeraceae.